Ochotona curzoniae (black-lipped pika) is the source of this 645-nucleotide messenger RNA. It is a transcript of the gene NEDD8, whose product is annotated as NEDD8 ubiquitin like modifier. The transcript is spliced from 4 exons. Gene Ontology annotation, molecular function: protein tag activity; ubiquitin protein ligase binding. The record is from RefSeq and is a predicted model, not a curated record. Gene Ontology annotation, biological process: regulation of proteolysis; modification-dependent protein catabolic process; protein neddylation. Gene Ontology annotation, cellular component: nucleus; cytoplasm. Bases 138 to 383 code for a protein of 81 amino acids. Lineage: Eukaryota; Metazoa; Chordata; Mammalia; Lagomorpha; Ochotonidae.
AGGAGGAGGGGGCGGAGCCAGACGGUGACCCGGAAGCAUAAAAGGUGGCACAGGGGGCUAUUGCUGGGGAGCGGCAGCAGCGACCGCAGCGGUAGUAGCAGCGAUUUAUUCGUGCGCAGCCCCAGACUGGGAAGAAGAUGCUAAUUAAAGUGAAGACACUGACUGGGAAGGAGAUUGAAAUUGACAUAGAACCCACAGACAAGGUGGAGCGAAUCAAGGAGCGGGUGGAGGAGAAGGAAGGAAUUCCCCCACAGCAGCAGCGGCUCAUCUACAGUGGCAAACAGAUGAAUGAUGAGAAGACAGCAGCAGAUUACAAGAUCCUGGGGGGCUCAGUCCUCCACCUGGUGCUGGCCCUGAGAGGAGGGGGAGAGCUUAGGCAGUGAAGGACCCUCCCUCCGUAAUCUCCUUACCCUGGCGCUCAUAAUGAAGCAUCUAUUCUGUCACUCUCUGGGACUCCAGAGUCACUGCCCCUUCCCCUGGAUGCCCAGCCUUGUGUGUCUACUGGUGGGAGACUGUGAGGGCCCCAGGAUGCGGUGUUCCUGGCCCGAAAGACCCUUGCUGGCCUUUGGGUUUUAGUUUGCAGUCCUGUGUGUGUUUCCCUCUCUUUAGGCUAUGUCCCUGGUUGUCAAUAAAAUAUUUCCUUGC